Molecule: messenger RNA, 609 nt
Organism: Effrenium voratum
Lineage: Eukaryota; Dinophyceae; Suessiales; Symbiodiniaceae
Source: the annotation of a GenBank genome assembly
AUGUCUCAGAUCCUCUUCGUGAAGACGAAGAGUGUGCUCAUGGUGCGCAUGUACCCCUCGCGCUUCCCGAGGCGGGAUCUUCCGGACGUAGCGCUGCUGUUCAGCGACACGCUGAACAAGGAGAUCUCGGAGCUGAACCCCGGGGACUGGGUGGAGUUCGAGGCGACGAUGACGCUCCACGGCUACCGCGGAGAUCCCGAGCUCAUGACCCUCUGGCACAUCAAGAAAGUGGAGCGCCCCACGCCUCUCUCGAGCUCGGCAAAUUCAGGACGUGCGAAGCUGGAAAUAGAGGAUCCACAGAAGGCGGAUCCCUUCCACGCUCGAGCGGAGGAGAUUCCGACGCCGAAGCAGCCCGCAGAGCCACCGGCCAAACCUUCUGCAGCACCACCUGCAGAGCCACCGGCAGAGCCACCAGCUGAGCAGCCUGCGCCGCCACCAGCAGAGCCACCAGCCCAGCCUGCGGCGCCAGCCGAACAGCCCUCCGAAGAGCCAGUGGCGCCGCCGGCAGAGCCACCAGCCGAGCAACCCGUGGCGCCGCCGGCAGAACCACCAGCCGAACAGCCGGCAGAGCCUGCUGAAGUGGCCCAAGUGAAGGCAGAGUCGCCAUGA